Molecule: messenger RNA, 4297 nt
Organism: Coffea arabica (coffee)
Lineage: Eukaryota; Viridiplantae; Streptophyta; Magnoliopsida; Gentianales; Rubiaceae
Source: RefSeq, a predicted model, not a curated record
GUACCGAAGGAUUAUCCUCAAGAAUUCUUUGACAGUCCUACUGAUUAGUGAUCCUGAAACCGAUAAGUGUGCUGCUUCAAUGGAUGUUGGAGUCGGCAAUUACAGCGAUCCUGAAGGUUUAGAAGGCCUUGCCCAUUUUCUAGAGCAUAUGCUGUUUUAUGCGAGUGAGAAGUAUCCAGAGGAAGAUAGUUACUCUAAGUUCAUCACUGAGCAUGGGGGUAUCACAAAUGCCUUCACAUCUUCUGAGCAUACCAACUACUAUUUUGAUGUCAAUCCUGAUUCAUUUGAAGAAGCUCUGGACAGUUCUUUAUCAAACCAUUGAUGUCGCCUGAUGCUACAACAAGGGAAAUAAAAGCUGUUGAUUCAGAAUACCAAAAGAAUCUUCUAUCUGAUGGUUGGAGGAUGAACCAGCUGGAAAAGCAUCUCAGUUCAAAAGAUCAUCCUUUCCAUAAGUUCAGCACGGGUUUGGAGUCCAAUCUAUGAUUUUUGUCAAUUUGAUUCUGCACCACUAAUUUUUGGGCAUGCCUUGGAGUUAAAGUUUUAUCUCGUUGAUUUGUAAAAUACCAAGUUAAGCUAACUUAAUUUCACUAAUUCUGGUGUUGUGUUUUGAUGCUUCGUCCUUCUUUCCUUAUUGAUAUCUUUCGUGUCUAACAUUUCCUGAAGAUUGCUUAGAAAAUCUAACAGACAAACAUUGGGCCUAACCUGUAAUGCUCCUGCUCAAGAUGUAUGUAUUGUUGAUAUCACUCUCAAUAGUGCUGAAAUUUAAAUACCAAAAGUUCUAGAAGUUCAGCAUAGAAAAGUAGAGUAUCUGGUCCAUCUUAAGAUGAAAGCAAAAUUAAAAUGAGAGAUACUGAUAUUUUAGAAUAUGUAUAUAAGGUGGAGAUGCAGUUAGGUUAUGUGAAAGCAAUACCAUGUGAGAAACUCGAAAAGAAGGCAUAUAAUCAAUUUUCCUUUUGGUAUGUGACCUAAUUAUGUCUGCUUGAGGAACACCUAUUUUAAUAUGUUCCUCUAAACAAUCUUUGUCUUUAUCUAAAAUUUCAGUUGUCAAAACAGUGUUCCAAGCUCCACAAGAAGAUAAGAAAUCCACUUUCAUGUCUGUGUCUUCCGGAUCUUGCAAUGGAAGUUCUAGGCAAUGUCAUUUCGGAAAAAAGAAAAAAAAAAUAAAGACCAGAAUAGUUUUUAUAGGUCAAUAAUGUGAUUCAAAAUUUGUGGCAUUGUUAAUUCUUUGUUUUACUCAAUCAAACAUUCAGUGACAUGAUCAUUGAGAAAAUAUCUGGAAGAGAAGUAGUAGACUGAGAAUAAAACAUUUUUAUGGUCAUAUAUGGUUCUUUCUUUGUCUUUCGUCAAACUUGUAGGCAACUGGAAUACUUUAGAGGUGCGGCCAAAAGAAAAAGGACUAGAUACAAGGCAAGAGCUCCUCAAGUUCUAUAAAGAAUAUUAUUCAGCUAACAUUAUGCAUCUAGUUCUCUAUGGAAAAGACAGCCUUGAUAUCUCCCAAAAGCUUGUUGAGAAUAAAUUCCAGGAAAUCCUCAAUAUUAAUAGAAGUCAUGUGCGUUUUAUUGGCCAGCCUUGCUCACCAGAAUACCUUCAGAUUUUUGUGAAAGCUGUUCCGAUAACAGAAGGCCACAAGUUGCGAGUAACAUGGCCAAUAACUCCGGGUACACUUCACUACAAGAUGGCUCCAAGUGGUUACCUGAGCCACUUAAUUGGCCAUGAAGGAGAGGGAUCUAUUUUUUAUAUUUUAAAAAAGUUGGGUUGGGCAAGUAGUUUAUGGGCUGGGGGAUCAGACUGUGCACAUGAAUUUGCAUUCUUUCAAGUAGAAAUUGAAUUGACAGAUGCUGGUCAUGAGCACUGUCAGGAGAUUGUGGGGCUGGUUUUCAAAUAUAUUGACCUCCUUCAGCAAUCCGGAGCGCAGAAGUGGAUCUUUGAUGAGCUUUCAUGUAUGGGCGAGACACACUUCCAUUAUCAAGACAAAAUUCCUCCAAUUGAUUCCAUACUUGGCGUUUCAUUUAAUAUGCGGCUAUAUCCUCCAGAAGACUGGUUGGUGGGAGCAUUGCCUGAGAAAUUUAAUUCUGACAUUAUUCAAGUACUAUUGGAUGAGCUCAAUUCAAACAAUGUAAGAAUUUUCUGGGCAUCUAAAAAAUUUGAAGGGAAUACUGACAUGUCUGAACCCUGGUAUGGAACCUCAUUUUCUGUGGAGAAAAUAACCAGUUGUCAGAUUCAGCAAUGGAAGGAAAGUGUUUGUGAGAAACAAUUGCAACUGCCAGCUCCAAAUAUGUUCAUCCCUUCUGAUCUGUCUCUGAAAAAUAUACUGGAUAAGGCAGGUGUUCCAUUCGUAUUGAGGAAAUCACAAUAUUCAAGGUUAUGGUAUAAGCCUGACACAGCAUUUUGCUUUCCAAAGGCAUAUAUCAAGAUAGAUUUCAACUGUCCACAUUCAAGAGUUUCUCCUGAAUCAGUAGUUCUUACGUGCCUUUUUUCACGUUUGGUAAUGGACUACUUGAAUGAAUAUGCUUAUUAUGCUGAUGUUGCUGGUCUUUACUAUGGAGUUUCCAACUAUUAUGAAGGUUUUCAGGUGACUUUGGUUGGAUAUAACCACAAAAUGAGGAUCUUACUGGAAACAAUCAUAGAAGGAAUAGCUAAAUUUGAAGUAAAACCUGAUAGAUUCUCUGUAAUGAAGGAAUUGCUCAUCAAGGACUACCAAAACUUAAAAUUCCAACAGCCAUAUCAGCUGGCUAAAUACUACUGUUCAUUAGCUCUACAAUACCCAACAUUUCCUUGGAAAGAUGAACUUGAAGUUCUUCAUCAUCUUGAAGCUGAUGAUCUUGUGCAAUUUUAUCCUCUGAUGCUAUCCAGGGUCUUUUUAGAAUGCUUUAUAGCAGGAAAUCUGGAACCAACUGAAGCAGAAAAAAUGGUCCAGUAUACAGAAGAUAUUUUCUUCAGUGGUACUCGGCCUAUAUCUGACGCUCUGUUCACAUCUCAGCAUCUGACACACAGAGUUGUUAAGCUAAAAAAGGGCAUAAAUUAUUGUUAUGCUACUGAGGGCCUAAAUCCAAGUGAUGAAAAUUCUGCCCUUGUCCAUUAUAUCCAGGUGCAUCAAGAUGAUUCAGUGAUGAACAUAAUGCUCCAGCUUUUUGCUUUAAUUGCAAAGCAACCUGCUUUCCAUCAGCUCAGGACUGUUGAGCAACUUGGUUAUAUUACUUCACUUGCACUACGGAACUUCUCUGGUGUAUAUGGAGUGCAAUUUAUUGUUCAAUCCACUAUCAAGGGACCCAGGCAUCUUGAUUCAAGAACAAAAGCUUUUCUGAAGAUGUUUGAAAAUAAAUUAUAUGAAAUGUCCAGCCAUGAAUUCAAGAGCAAUGUCAAUGCACUCAUAGAAAUGAAGCUUGAGAAGUUCAAGAACUUACACGAGGAAUCUGCAUUCUACUGGUGCGAAAUUGCCAGUGGUACCCUCAAAUUUGAUAGGAUUGAACACGAGGUUGCAGCACUGAAGCAGCUGACGCAAGAGCAAUUCAUUGAUUUCUUUAAUGAACGUAUAAAAGUUGGUGCCCCUAGAAAGAAAGCAGUAAGUGUGUUUGUCUACGGAAACUCACAUUUGUCCGAGUAUGAAGCAGAUAAAAGUGAGCUUGUUGCACCCGAAUUCCUCCAGAUUGAGGAUAUCUGCAGCUUCAGGAGGUCUCGCCCUCUUUAUGGCUCGUUUAAAGGAGGCUUGGGCCACAUGAAAGCUUAAAAAUUUCAUGUUACUACCGAAUGAGUAAACUAAAGGUUGUUUGCAAUCUUUGAGUGGCUCACCAAAAAGAGAGAAGGGAGAUCUGAAGUUGAAGAAAUGUUCUAAUUCCAUUUCACAAAACCUGCACCAAUUGCAACUAUAUACGAGUUCAAGGCAAUUCGAGUUCCAGUAACUUCCGGUUCUGCUUCAACCACUAUGGGAGUUCAAAAUGUGACUCGAAUAGUCCCCAAAUCCAGCUUACUAGAGAUUUCAAUUAGGUGAUCUCACCUAAUUCGACUUUCAAACUCUCCCUUAUCCCUUAGCUGCCUGCAUGUUAGAUUUUCCACAUCACUUGUUACAUUACGAAGUCAUUCACUUGCCCGUUGACCUGUUUGGUUUAUUCUAAAUUUGGGCUAUAUUAAUUAACUUUCCUUCUCUUAGAAAAUUUAAGCAUGGAUGGCUAUUUGCUAGAUACCAUUUUGAAGGAUGUGGUCAAAUUAUUGACUAAGGGUCUAUUUGGGGUUGAAAAGUACUUUACCUAAUAGAACCUUUAAUAAAAGCACUCAUUAAGUGUUCAAGUACUUUUAAGUA